Molecule: messenger RNA, 4857 nt
Organism: Saccoglossus kowalevskii
Lineage: Eukaryota; Metazoa; Hemichordata; Enteropneusta; Harrimaniidae
Source: RefSeq, a predicted model, not a curated record
AUGUUACGUGGACGCAAGAUGGUGUUGAAAGCCUCAUCAUUCAAUUACAGUUCCUAUGUGCAUCCUUCAAUGGACACUGAUUGCCAGGUAUCCGACAAGGCUCCUUCUGUCGAGGAUUCCAUACAGCAACAAUACAAUUACUCUCAGAUAUAUCUAUACAAGUUUACCCCUAAGGGUCGUUUGACAAAUCAACUUCCAAGUAACUGUCUACCAUGGGCUAUAAUGUCAUUUUCUUGCCAAACUACAGUUAAACAACUCAUAUUCAGUCCAGAGAAAGUAAAACAACCCCUGAAAAAGAAAUAUGGUGAAGAAAUUUUAUGUUCAAAAAAGGAGAGUGCAGGAUCUGUUCCUGCAGGGAAAGCUGUUUCUGCAAAAAAAGCUGGUGGGAAAGGUGCCUCAGGUAAACCUAAGAAAACUGAUUCUACAGAUUGUAAAACACAGAACCCAAAGAGGAAUCUAAGUAAAGAGGUGGAAGCAAAACAGUACAUUGAAGGUAAAAUGUUAACGCUGUCUGAAAGAUGGGCCCAAACUAAGCGAAGCAAAUUCCAAACAAUUGCUGAUAACUGGACAAAGAAAAGGUCUUUUGAAAGUGGCUCUUCUGGCACCUUGUCACCAAGAUUUGAUGAGGGUGAAUCUAACAAUCAAGGUAAAAACAUAACAGACAAGGGAAAAAUUGGAGCAGGUAUAAGUAGCACUGAUAAGUUUGUUGACAGUUUAGGAGCAGUACUCAGUGCUAAACAGAAGGUGAUGGAAACAUGGGCAGGGUGUAAACCAAGCAAUAACCUAAUAACCCCUGAAAAAACGGUACAGAAAAAAACCUGUGAAAUUGAAUCUUCUGUCAAUUCACUAGUAGCUGAAAGUAAACCCGCCACUGAGGGUGAGAAAAUCAAAUGUGUAACUGGUAUAAGAUGUACUAGGCCUGAUACAGUAACCACCAAUAUAAAUAGUGACAGUUUAGGGACAACAGCGAGUGAUAAACAGGAAAUCAUUGGAAAAUGUUUCCAGACUGAAUCAAAUAACUCCCAAAAAGUUCCUGAAGCAAGAACAAAAAAUAACUAUGAACAGGAUCCCUGCAAUGAAAUUUACUCAAAUUUUGAUUAUUGUGGAGGAUUUAUCCCCCCAGAGGACAAUGUGUCAGAUAACAGAGGAUAUUUUGAAGCUAGUUUGAACAUAGUCUGUUCUGAUGUCUUUGCAAGUAUUGGUGGUAACAGUAAUCAGGGAGUAAUGACAGUUGAUGAUCAGAGAUUCAAUAGAAGUUAUUUACCAGUGCAUGAAUACAAGAGUGAAAUUCAUGCUUCAGGCGAAAUAAUGGAUACACAACCAAGAACGAGUUUUAAGUUGAAGAAACUUGAAGAUGAGAUCUUGGAAAAUCAAAAGAGGUUGAAGCAAGUUAGAGCGCUGAGGUUUAACAAAGGAUUACAUGCACUUGAGUCUACACAUGAGUCUACAAGUAAUGUGUCACAAAAUCUGAUUCAAAAGCCUUAUGUAACUAGUGGCUUUAACAAUCCUGUUCAGAAAGGUUUCCCCAGUGAAGUUUAUAUGAAUACAGAGAAAUUUGUAUCGAAUGAUCACAGGCAGUUAAACAGGCAGCCAUAUUAUGAAUCUAUGAGAAAAGAUGGUGGUUUUGAGACAAACAGUGGUCAAGCAGGAAAUAGUUUUGAUGAAAAUAGAAACGAUCUUGUUUCUGUUAAGUCAUGCAACCGAACAGAUGCUAAACGAAAACCAAGUACACUGAAGAGAGAAGACUUUGGAAUUGCAGCAGAAGUUAAUAAAAAACAUGUCAAAAUGACUGCCAGUAAUAUCAACACAUUUGACAACCAAAGCUAUCCAUCUUAUCAGAGUAAUCCCAAUCUUGCUGUAAAUAAACAUUUGGCCGCUAUUGCUGCAUGCAACAAAGUGUCUGAAUGGCUUUCAAUGUCAUCUUCAGUGGAGACUGACUGUAUUCAACCAUUGCACCAGGAGCAUUCACAGCCUAAUCCAUUUGUAGAAGGUACUAUUGACACUUCAGAAGACAUGAAACUAAGAGAUAUGGAUCUUGCUAGUGAUCACUCUAGUGAUAAUGUGUUGUCAGAGUCUUCUAAAGCCUUGACUAUAAAGAAUCUUCAGUCACAGUUACCAUUAGCAUCAUCCAGUCGAAUGGCCCAGGCAAUAAGAGAUGCUAUUGACUUGUUAUCUUCUAUGUCAAAGCCAAAGAAAGCUGAAGAACCUACAGGACAAGUACCCAUGCAUCAUUCUAGAGACCCAAGAUUGUUUGGGCAAUCAAAGAGAGGUCCUGCAUUGAAGGAAUCUCCUGUUUCAAAGCCAAAACCCACAUUGUGUGGAAGGAAUUUAAGUGAAUCUCAAGAAAUACCUCAAGUAAUCCCACUAGAUUAUGUAGGAAAUGAAGCUCUGAUAGAUCCUAGAAUUGAAUUCUAUGAAAAGCAGAAGCGAUUUAUUAUCGGCGUCAAACGCAAAGCAAAGCGUGGAAAUAAUGGUAAACCAUUAAAAAUUCCUAGUAAGUGCGCAUCACCUAGUUGUGAAGGCUUAAAUAAACAAGCCCCUUCUAAUACACAGAAACAACAAGAAAAGCUUCCAAGCAAAAAUCAUAUCAGUCAGGAAGUUGAAAAUGUACAUUUCGGUCCUGGAGACGUCAAGGGUGGGUUUAAUUGUCCUGAUAAUGCCCUUAAGCAUGAUAUUAAUGCAAAGGCUACAAAAACUACUAGAUUAGGUUACUGGCCAGAAGAAAAGAAAUAUGCUGAUAAUAAUGUACCCGGGCUAAACAAAGUACGCAAAACUAGAUGGUCACCGGCAGAUAAUAAUACUUGUUCAUCGAUUAGCAAGAUAAAACAAAAAUCCACCAUAAUGGCUUACCAGCAAGAUAACGCAAAUUUUCAGGCUUCAGCAGGCAACCAUGGGAAUCAAAUUGAUAAUGUUGGAAUUUAUGAUAAUCAGAAAACAAAUGUAGAGCUGCAUGAAUGGAACAAUACAAUUGUUCAGAAGGAAGUUGUAUCUAAUCAGUCUUCAACAGGAACUCCUCGCAGAAAGGCCUUAAUUCAAGAAUAUCAAAAGAUAGAGCAGCAAAUAAAUGACUUGGAAGCCUCCAAAGGCAAGUUACAAGUGAGGGAUUCCCAAGAUAGUGAGAAAAUACCAAAAGGAUGCAAUACCGCAAAAGAAUUAGAAACCAUUGAAUUGAAACUGGUGAUGCUGCAGAAUGUAAGGCAGGCCAUGAAAACUACAAUACAAAGUGGAUGGCAUUCAGAGAAUGAAUCAGUUGGACAUGGCAAUCCUAAUACUGGGGAAUGGCAACAGAGACAACCCUUGCUUCCCCUUCCAAAAUCAACAGCCAGGCCUGCUGAGAGUAUGCAGAUGAUGUCAGAUCAGAACACAUUCCACGGCUCUUUGGUUCCUAUUUCAAGUUCAACAGCACAUUUUAGAUCAGAAGGAAAGCAGAUGGUACUUGGUCAGAAUACAUCCCAAACCUCUUUGCUUCCUCUACCAAGAUCGACAGAAUAUGGCGGACAAGCAGAUAGUAUGCAAAUGGGACCCGGUCAGAACACAUUCCAAACCUCGUUGCUUCCUUUGCCGAGAUCAACAGAAUAUAGGAGACAAGAAGAUAGUAUGCAAAUGUUAUCUGGCCAGAACGUUGUAACAGAAAUGAAGAUGAUGCAGCAUAGCUUAUUUGGAGGAGCUCCUUGUCAUUCAAGCUGGAAUGUGAAUGGCAAAAUAGAUCUGAACCGAGGGGCAGUUGAUCAGAGAAAAGAUAUUGGACCACAGGAGACAAUCUUGACAAGUCAAUUUGCACAAACAUCAAAUACAGUGUCUAAAAUUAAGAGUGUUAUUGGCAAUGCAGGUUCGGAGGGGAAUGCUUCUUUGUUUAACAUUACAGAGGCUUAUGGUUCUGUGGGUGGUGAUUCAUCACUGGAUUCAAAUGAUUACACUCAAUCUGGUGCCCCAAAAGAACCAGGCACACCUUGCAAAGAUGAAAUAACAUGGCAUGAUGAAGCUAAUGCGAUUGUUCACAAAAAUGAACAAGAAAAUGAACAAUCGAGCUGGGGAAGUGACUACAAUGAUGGUAAGAGAAAAUACUCAGAAAUUGAGAAUGCAGAAAUGAUAUACCAGCAUGAUAAUCACCAGAGUAAGCGCUACAAAAAUGAUUCAUCUACAUCUUGUAUGAACCUAAACCUGUAUAGUAAGGAACAUCAGAGUAGUGUACAAGAGCAAACAUCAGAUGACAGAAGAAUGUUUGUGGGUCCCACUUGUGUGGAUAAUUAUUCACCCCAUCAAGUCAGAAGAAGCCUUUUGGAAGAAUACGGACAUGAUUCUAUAAGGUCUAAUAGGAGAGUACAUCAGUCAACAUCAAUGUCUAUGCUUUCUACACAUCCCGGCCAAAGUCACUCAUAUAACAUUUCUUCUCUUCAACCUAAGAGAGGUGUAUUCCAGUCAUCAUUAAAUUCACUAGCUUCAACUUACUGCAAACAAGGUGUGCCUUCCUCAUCAGAAAGACCAAGCAUAUCCCCAUUAAACAAAUCAGAUGGGUACUCUCACAGAAGCAAUUAUGUUGGUAAUAAUUGGAAUAUAUCCACGCAUGUCACAAAACCUGAUACAGCAAAAGGAGACGUUAAUAGAAUUCUGCCAGUAAUCGGAAAUAUCAGAACACUCCAUAAGGGGAAAGAUGAGCCGAGGCAAGGGAGUUUUCAGGUUCACGGUUCUGACAUGGGUAAAGGACAGUUCAGUGGUUACCAGAAAGAUUCUGUUUAUGAUGCAAGGUGGAGGGAUGGUCAAGUUGAUUGGGGCCAAGACCAGAGACAAGAACGACAAAGAUCUGAUAGUCAGCAGUUUGAUUAUAAAAUGAAUGAUGGAUACAGCAGACAAUGGUGA